CCAUGGAAGAGAGUAGAAUUUUGCCACUUUUUUUUGAAGUUGAUCCUACUGAUGUUCGAUAUCAGAAGAGGAGUUUCGAAGAAGCUUUCUCUAAGCACGAUACCUCUGGGCGACAUGAAUCAGAGAAGGUGGAGCAAUGGAGAGCUGCUCUAGAAAAAGUGGCCAAUAUCUCAGGGUGGAAUACAAAUGAUUUCAAGACUCACAGUGAACUUGUUGACAAGAUAGUGGAAUCUCUCCGCCGUAAAGUACCACCUGAUGCAAUUGAAUUCACAGAUGAUUUCCAAGCAUUUGGAGCAACAAAAGAAGCGACAGACAAGGUUAUGAAGGCGCUAACAGAUGACAAGAUUACUGCCGUUGGUGUCUAUGGCAUGGGUGGCGUUGGAAAGACAAGCAUGGUGAGACAUGUAGCUGCACAAGCCUGCAGAAAUGGUUUUUUUAACCAUUGGAUUAUGGGUGUUGUAUCCCAAAACCUUGACUUGGCAAAAGUUCAAGGUACAUUGGCAGAUUUGUUGGGCUUUAAAUUCGUGGAGGAUACAGAAGCUGGAAGAGCCGUUAGGUUGCAUAAGGAGAUCAUGAGAAAGGACAAACUCCUAAUAAUUGUGGACGAUGUUUGGGAGAGAACAGAGUUGUCAAAGAUAGGGAUUCCCACCUACAAUGAGCUUCAAAAGUGCAAGUCCAAAGUGCUACUCACCACCAGGAGAUUGAACGUCUGUAAUGCCAUGAAGUGCCAUGAAAAGAUCAGCCUCAAAGUUCUCUCAGAUCAAGAUUCUUGGACCUUGUUCGUGAGAAAUGCAGGAACAAUUUCUUUGGAGCCCACCUCAUUUGAGAAAGUGGCAAGGAGGGUAGCUUUAGAGUGUAAGGGUCUACCGAUUGCAUUGAUAGCUGUUGCAAGGGCACUCGGAGAUGAGGACCAGGAGGAAUGGGAGAAGGCAGCUGAACGACUAGAGCAGUCGCAAUAUGUCAAUCCCAACCAUGAGGAAGAUGAGGAAAAUGCGUUCAGUUGUAUACGAUUAAGCUAUGAUUACUUGAAAAAUGAAGACCACAAGUCAUGCUUCUUGCUCUGUUGCCUGUUCCCAGAAGACCAUGACAUCGAAAUAGAAGACUUGUUCCGGUACGCGAUCGGAAAAAGAUUGUUUCGAGAUGCGAAAACAAUGAAAGAAGCCAGAGGAAAAUUAGUUACAGUGGUCAAGUACCUGAAAAAUUCUAGCUUGCUUUUGGAAAGUGAGAAAGGACGUGUUAAGAUGCAUGAUGUCAUCCGGGAUACAGCCAUUCAAAUUGCCGAAUCUGAAGAUUGCCAUCGGUUUUUGGUGGAAGCUGGUCGUGGUUUAAAGGAUUGGGGGCCGCACGGAUUACAUGAAGGCUGCACUGCUAUUUCACUAAUGAGGAGCGAAAUUCACAAGCUACCCGAAGAAGAGUUGGUAUGUCCAAAUCUCCAGAUUUUAUUGCUAAACAGGAAUUAUGAACUAGAUGAGAUCCCCGAAAAGUUGAUCCAGAAUCUGAAAGAGUUAAGGGUCUUGGAUCUUAGUAACACUAAUAUUUCUGUAUUACCCCAAUCAUUUAGUCUCCUCACCAACCUCCUAGCUUUGUAUUUAGAUGAUUGCGACGAAUUAAUUGACAUUUCCGUUGUGGGGAAACUUAACAAGCUUGAAAUUCUUAGUAUGAGAAAUUGUAACGGGGGGCAAUUGUCGAGAGAAAUAGGACAUUUGACCAAUCUAAGGAUUUUGGACGUCAAUUGCAAUUGGCUACAAAAGCUGAAAGGAGGAAUGGUUACAAUUCCAUCUGAAGUGAUAUCAAAGUUGCAUAAAUUAGAAGAAUUGUACAUGGUGUACUGUGGAUUUGAGGACGGGCGGUGUGUAGCUGAGAAACCAGAAGAAGAAACCAAUAUUGUUAGGUUUGAUGAGUUAGCUGGUUUAUCAAAUUUGAAAAUAUUGCAGGUUGGCUUAUCCGAUAAAAGUUUCAUCCCUAAAAAUGUUGAGGUCGCACCAGAUUGGGAUUACUUUUGUAUUAGUGUCUUCGGCAGAUGCGCCAGCUCUGGAUUCGGCUCCGGAUUCGGCUCCGGUAAAUACAAACAAGGAGAUCAUAAUUCAAGAUCCUUGUUUCUUAAUGGAGCAACCAUCAGUACCUUGCCUGAUUGGUUUAUCGAAGCAGUGACAGAGAAAACAGAGAAGCUAGAGUAUUACUGCUGCAGAGGGAUGAGAGACAUUGUUAUGGAAUAUGACCAUGGGAGGUUACAUAAACUCAAGCAUUUGACAGUUGCUGGGAAAUUAAGCAUUUCACAGUACUUGAAAGAGUUGAUGAACACAACAAGACGAGUUGAAACAGGACCCGUGUUUGAGAAUUUGGAAGAGCUGCGUCUGAUAAAUCUGAUCCAACUGGAGGAGUUGUGUGUUGGUGAGUUACCACCUGGGUCUCUCUCAAAUCUCAAGGUGUUUUAUGUGCGUUUUGGUAUAUUUUUGAAGAGUGUAUCAAAAUUUGUACAGAGACUACCAAAUCUGGAGAAACUAGUUUUAAAAACUGUAUAUAAAUUGGAAUAUGUGUUCAGAUGCGAAGGGGUCAAGCCAGAACAAGCAAAACUGAGAGAGAUGCAUUUGUUGUCUCUAAGAGCACUAAAAAGCGUAUGUAAUGGUCCUGCUCCACAUGCAAUGUUCCAGGGUCUUAAAAUUUUGACCAUUUACCGUUGCAAGCUGCUGCAAAGUCUGUUCGCAUCUGAUGUAGCUCAGUGUCUUGUUCAAUUGGAAGACCUUCUUGUAGAGUGGUGUCCUUUGUUGGAAAGAGUAAUGGAAGCAGUGAACAAGGAGAAGACUGUUCUACCAAAACUGAAGAAUUUGGUUUUGAAGAAUCUUCCUAUUUUGUAUGGUGCAAUUGCUGCCGUUGAUAUUGAGUGUCCUUCGUUGGAACACUUGAUGGUGGUGGAUUGCCCCAAGCUUUUAUUUUCAACCUCUUCCGAUCUCUUCGAAGCCUUCAAAAGCAGGAACCAAUUUUCAUUUUCAGCCUCCACUUCUGACCCAGUCCAACUCGAUGAUCCACAACUAUACCAAACUCUACGUGGCAGAUCAUCUAGGUUCCAAUAAUAUUGAAGUCUCUAGCUCAGCUCCAUUGCAGGAAGUAACCAAGUUCAACCCUAUUUCUUUGUCCAGCACUCGGAUACUAGAUGAGAGGGAAAGUACUGGAAGCUCCCCAGAAAGAAGGUUAGAGCUCAAAUCAAGAACCUCAAGAUGAGUCAAGGACAAGAAGCAGGAAGCAACACUUUGAUGUAGGGAAUUUUGGGAGAGAUUCAAGUGGGUGAGAUUUUCAAGUGCUAGUUUUGAUGAAGCAAAUGUAAUACCUUGUUUGAGUGUGAGGCCAUCGGAGGGCAAUGAGAUACGGGUGACCCAACCAGCCGCAUCGCAGUUGAUGCCUUGCCAGCGGCAACAGCCACUGGAAGUCCAGUUUAAGGAAGAGGGAGAAGAAAGAGCCAGAGCGAAGGACAAGAGAGAAGUAUGUUCAGUUGGGUUGCAUGCAUGGAUGAUACUAGCAGUACUACUCAGUAUGUAACAGAAUACGAUAAGAAAACGAAGGAAACAAUGAGGGAAUUGAUGAUCUAGACGUGGACAAGAUCUAGACGUGGACAACAACGAGCAUGAAACUGAAACCGCAGGGUCCCUUUCGUCAACUCCCUGGUUCUAUGUUCCUGCCGGGAUUGGGUUCACUGUAGUAUUCUGGGGAGUGUGGUUCAUUGAUUUUCAGCAAGACACGGAGAUAUGCAUACUUCUGUUUCAUAGAAAAGAUACAAGACAUGUUCUACGUGACGAUCGCUGUGUGUAUCAACAAGAUGAAGAGAAGGCUAGACCUGAAUUUGUAAUUACCCACUGUUGCUUGUUUUCAAUUGUGAAUUUGUGGCACCUGAAUCAACCCACACCUUCCUCUU
This is a messenger RNA of Fragaria vesca subsp. vesca, 3907 nucleotides long. Its product is annotated as disease resistance protein At4g27190-like. Gene Ontology annotation, biological process: signal transduction. Lineage: Eukaryota; Viridiplantae; Streptophyta; Magnoliopsida; Rosales; Rosaceae. The coding region runs from base 3 to 3071 and encodes 1022 amino acids. The record is from RefSeq and is a predicted model, not a curated record. Gene Ontology annotation, molecular function: ADP binding; protein binding. The transcript has 4 exons.